Lineus longissimus is the source of this 4561-nucleotide messenger RNA. Its product is annotated as calcium-activated potassium channel slowpoke-like. The record is from RefSeq and is a predicted model, not a curated record. The transcript has 27 exons. NCBI's taxonomy places the organism in Eukaryota, Metazoa, Nemertea, Pilidiophora, Heteronemertea, Lineidae. Gene Ontology annotation, molecular function: large conductance calcium-activated potassium channel activity. Gene Ontology annotation, cellular component: postsynaptic membrane. Bases 348 to 3650 code for a protein of 1100 amino acids. Gene Ontology annotation, biological process: potassium ion transmembrane transport.
CAAGACACUCCGAGCUAAGCGGCCCGGAAAGACGUAUUCACCUCUUCGCCUACAGGACGAAUUGAGAAUAUAUACUUAUAGAUAAGUGACGAUAUUCCUUUGAUAAUCUCAAAUUGGGCAUGUUCGUGGAUAAGUGUUUUUUUCCCUGAGGGACCAGUGAUGUAAUAGCACUCGCGAUAGUCUUCACGAUUUAUCUCUUGGAAUCCAGACAUCGGGGACACUAUAUCGAAGUAUAGGUGUUGGAUAGAAUUCCGGAGGAGAACACACGACCUCACACUGCUGAUCUACAUCAGGGUGAGUGGAAGACGAAGACGAUUUUAUGACAAACACUUGACCUGAAGAUCAAGAUGAACACGUCAGAAGCACCCGUUACCACGCCAAGCCCAGUCAACCCGUGCUCACUGGAUCCAAAAUGGUGGUACUUCCUCAUCUCUAGCGGGUGCUCGCUGCUCGGCGGCAUCGUAUUCAUACUGAUCCUGAGGGGGAUCAAGCUCCUCAUAACCAAGAUAAUCUGCCCCAAUACAAACGAGGAUGGUGAAAGGACGGAUGAAGUCAAUACAGCCGUCAUGUUUUAUCUGAGGUUGAAGAGGCGAUGCGAGGAGCUCGUGGCGAGUCAGAACGCACUCGGGAAACUGUUGACUGGCCUCCAUGUCAUCUGUAGUAUCGGUUCAUUCAUUAUCUACAUCAUCGACGCGGAUGAUGAAGAUAACCUUGAAAGCUGCAUCCACUGGAUCGACGACCCCAUGCAGAUUGUCGACUCGGCCUUCAACCUGUACUUUCUGCUUCAUUUCGUUAUACGGUUUAUCGGUAACCGUGACAAGCUGCUGGCCUGGGUGAGCAUCCUCUCUCUGAUCGACCACUUCACCGUCCCUCCAAUGAUUGUAGCCAUGGUCAUCCAGAGGAACUGGCUGGGCCUGCGUUUCUUGAGGGCCUUUGGUCUAAUCGGCCUGUCCAAUAUGCUGCAAGCUUGGAACAUCAUCCGAAGCAAGACCUCCAUCCGACUGGCCCAGCUUCUCUCGCUCUUUAUGGCUAUCUGGCUCGCUGGCGCAGGGGUCAUGCAUUUGUUUGAAACAACGGGUGACUUCUGGGUCGAGGAGGUUGAGAAGCGAAGCAUCUCGAACAAUCCUUAUAUGCUGUGGUGCUAUUUCCUGAUAGUCACCAUGUCUACUGUGGGAUACGGGGACUACGCCCCCGCUACCACCCUGGGAAGGAUAUUCACUAUCAUAUUUAUCAUGACUGCGCUGGGUUUCUUCGCCAGUUGCAUCCCCGAGAUAGUCGAGGGCAUCUCUGACAAGAAAGGGAUGAUAUGGAAGGGAUCCUACAAGCGCCAAUAUGGUGAGAAGACUGUCGUGGUCUGUGGCCAUCUCACCAAAGAGACAGUGAAGACUUUUCUCAAGGAUUUUCUGCAUAAAGAUCGGGUUGUCGACAAACAUUUGAAGGUCAUCUUCCUUGGUUGUGAUCAGCCAGACCUUGAAAUGGAAGCCCUUCUAAAGCAUUACAUGCUGUCAGUAAUCUACUUCCAAGGCACGGUAAUGAACAUCAACGACUUGGAGCGAAUCCGCAUCAAGGAGGCCAUUGCCUGCCUCAUUCUGAGCAACAAGCACUGCACAGAUCCGGAACAGGAAGACGCGUCAGCCAUCAUGAAGGUCAUCGCCCUCAAGGAUUAUGACCCUGAGGUCAGGGUCGUGGUACAGCUUCUCAAUUAUCAGAAUAAGGGCCAUCUUCUUACCAUCCCUAACUGGAGUCCAUCUCGAGGUGACAAAGUGGUGUGCUUGUCUGAGCUGAAGUUAGGCUUCAUGGCCCAGAGCUGUAUUGCUCCUGGAUUCUCAACACUGUUGGCUAAUCUAUUCACUCUGACGUCAUACAAAGAGAAGCAAAUCGAAGAGGACGACGAUAUUGAAGUUGACAUGAAAUCGUCGAAGAAACAUUGUUUGUUACCUAAGCGCCACAAGAGGACGUUGACGUGGCAGGAGCACUACAAGAGAAGUGCAGCAUUCGAGAUGUACACCAGUCGUUUCUCACAGUCAUUCCAUGGGUUGACAUUCAAACAGGCUGCCGAGCUUUGCUACCGCUCCCUGGACCUGCUCCUGAUGGCCAUAGACGUGCCCCCAGAUGAGUUUGGUAACCGCAGCGUGGUGAUCAACCCGACUAAUGAAUACUUCAUCGAUCAGGAUACCGAUGGUUUCUUUGUGGCCCAGGACGAGACGGAGGUCAGAAGAGUCCGCUUUUACUGCACGAGAUGUCACAAGGAUACUGCGAAAAUCAAGUUCAGACCUUGUAAAUGCGUUAAAACAGGCAUGCAUGAACCCAAGAAUAAAUCCGAGCAGUUACGCACAUCGGGUCUUCUGUACGAUGUCGAGAAGGGCAAGGGUGUCCAAUCGAAUGUCUUCUAUGAUAUCAAUGACGACACCGAGGUUCACAUGGGUGACCUGAACAAGAACACAAACGAAAGUUUCAUGCCCGGGCUGGGAGAGGCGAACGAGAGAGCACUGACCGCCUCCAAUGACUCGAUCAAUGACGACAAACUCGAUACAACUGGUCUGUUCUAUUGGUGUCAGGACCAUGACAUGGAUGAUGUGGUUAUGACGUAUCAGCAGGCCGCCAGCAAGCAUUUCAGCAACCACGUGGUCCUGUGUUUAUUCGCCGAGUCCGAUUCGCCGCUGAUUGGCCUGUGUAGCUUCAUCAUGCCCCUCAGAGCUAGCAACCUCAGAGCCAUUGACAUCAAGCCAAUCCUCAUCAUCGGCAACUUGGACUACCUCAAGAGAGAAUGGACCAACAUCAUGAACUUCCCUCAAGUCUAUAUACUCUCGACUAACUAUGUGCCAAGCUUGACCAAGACCAUCCACAUUGGGAACAGCCAGGGAUCCCCACUCAGCAGGGCCUACCUCCGCGCCGCGAACAUCUUCGAGUGCUCCAUGUGUGUCGUGCUCACUGCCCGCAAGAAUAUGACCGAGAUGAGCUUGGCUGACAAGGAAGCGAUUCUUUGUACACUGAACAUUAAAACAAUGCCUAAAGAUAUCAUGGCCGGUCGAUCAGUGCAUGGUGUUGAUGAUGCACCGGGAGAGCGCAUUCUUACCAUCACGGAACUAGCCAAUGACUACAAUGUACAAUAUCUUGAACAAGACGACGAUACAGACGAUGUCGAAAUCUUCAUGGCUCAGCCGUACGCCUGUGGGAAGGUCUUCACCAGCACACUCCUAGACUCCCUCAUGAGCACAACCUACCACAACCAGAAUGCUCUCGCCUUCAUCCGCGCGCUCGUGACUGGUGGCGUGACGACCCAAGUGGAGCAGAUCUACGCUGAGGGCUUCGGCCUCAUCGCCGGCGACAGAGUCAACCCCCAAGGUCGAAACAGAACGCGCGUGUCUCAAGUGGACUUUGAAGACGAACGCUUUGUGCAAUUCCAGAAUGGUUGUACCUUCGAAGAGUUGUGGCUAUAUGCCAUUCGUAAAUUUGGCAUUAUCCUCAUUGGGCUCUACCGGCUGCUGUAUCCAAGUCAGCCAAACGCAUUUAAACGUUUUGUUAUCACUCUUCCCGCCAAGGAGAUGAGCAUACUCCCCUCAGAUAAGUUUUUCCUGUUGGAGCCGUUCGUACCUACGAGAAAGAUGUCAAGUAAUGUUGAAGUAGAGGAGCAAAACACCGUCUUGUAGACUGACAUGCCAUGGUUUAGUCAACAACAAUUUCGUCACUGUAUCAAAUUGACAGGCCUCGCACGAAGAACGGCGAAGGGCUGUACUGGUUGCAUUCUGGCAAAGAGAAAGAGAUUUUCUGCAAUUUACAUGUAAUUUUAAAUGUGCCAUAUCAAUGACUUACCCUCUAUCGGUCUAUUUUUAUAACAUGUGCUGUACAUAUGAAUUGUUUCGUUUCUUUGACAGACGUUUUUAUUGUUUUUAACUGUAUUUUAGCUGGUAUGGGACCAUAUUGACUUUCAUCAACUUCAACAGGCAUAUACUGGUAUAUUAUCGAUGUUUGAUUCCAAAGUGUGUGUUUUGGAGGGGGGGGGGAGGCAACGUAUACAUGAUGAUGUGGGGUGAUAGAAGAGCUACCAUUAUAAACAAACAUGUUUUUCUAGGUGCAACAACACACUGGCCUACCAGGUCCUGUGGUACAUUUGUAAUUGCACUUGUGUCCUACCAAGAAUUAGAUAAAUAAAGACUAAUAUGAAUGUAUUCAGUACAUUUUCAUCAAGUUGCAUAGACGUGCACAUUAGACACGGUAUUUCAACAAAUCCACCCUCCCACACGGGCCUGUGAAGGUCAGCUACUUGCGCUUUUGGUGGAACGAGUCUUGGCCCUCGUGCCUUGGAGCCUGCUAGACUUCUAUCUUUCAAGCUACAAAUAUUGUUUUAGAUUUGGAAGUCACCUGAAAACCAAGCAUGCAUAUAUGAAGUAAGAAGAGAGUUAACUCACUAGUUUCUAGAAACAGUUUAAAAUUUGUGAUUCUUUUAUUCUUCGUUCUUUGUACAGUUAAUCUAGAACCCAUGAACAGUUUUAUGAGUGCAUUUUACAUUUGAUAUACACAUACAUGUCGAAAUAAAAUAAAACAAACGAAUAAGUAAAAA